CUGGAGGAAUGAGUAUACGCCAUUUCAGGAAGUCAAGCGGGUUCGCGGGGCGGAGCUUCGUUUGAGCUCCGCCCACACCUCCUGGUUGUCAUAGUGACACUGAGGCCGCUGAAGUUGGCGUCUAACUGCUAGACACUAGCCGCUGACAUGCAGUACACCGGGAGCCAUUAUGUCGGGGCAUACGUAAACGGGAGGAUGGAGGGCAGUGCAGAAUAUGUCCUCCCUACUGACACGAGAUAUGUUGGGGACAUGAAGGAUGGCAUGUUCCAUGGAGAAGGAACCCUGUUCUUCCCCAGUGGGAGCAGAUUCGACGCCACCUGGGAGAAGGGAUUGGCGGUGAAGGGCAAGUACACCUUCGCUGACGGGCUGCAGUACGAGGACAGACACUGGCACUACUGUGACAGCUAUGACCGCAGGUUCUUCACCGAGAUCUGCUACGGCCUGAAGCCCUCAGGUAUCUCUCAGCUCACCAACAUGGACCCACCUAGAAAAAUCCCCCCAGGCUGUUAUGACUGUGGAGAUGGCUUCUAUAACCCCACCACCAGGGUCAUUAAGGAUUACCGAAACCGCUUUCUGAGAAAUGCAGUGCUUCCCAUCUGCAACCUGGGGCCUGAGCUGCUGGCCUGUGGGCCUGAUGUGGCAUGAGUCUUGGAUGCCGGAGGCUGAUACAACUGAUCCACCGCAGCUGGCACUCGGAGUUACACAUACCCUGCACACAGACCAGUUAUGGGUCUCUGCAUUACCACUAUCCACUGCUUAAAGAAGCUUCUCUGACCAAAAUGAGAGCAUUCCACAUAUGUGAGUAAAAACAUAGGUAUUUAGAAUGCAGUUUGAAAGCGUUUAGUAAAACAACAGCUAUACACCCCCACCCCAGCCCAGCCCCCCAGCCCGCUGCCCAGAGCCCAUGGUCUUUCCAAGUCAUGACUUCUGAUCUGGUUUAUAGUAUGAGCAGGCCUCAUAUCCUAAUCUGACAGGGCUGGUUACCCCAUAACCUACAUGCCAUUGUUGCACCAGAGGGCAUAUUUCCCAGCAGGUCACUGUUGCAGCGUGCAGGGUCCAGCUUGUCCUCUCUUCCCCAGCAGCCCACAGAGCACUUCCUGGUACUGUCUAAGCUAGUGAGCAGGGGAAGAGUUUCCUGGUCAACCUGAAGUUGAUUUCUCUAUGGACACUUUGAAGGAUGUGAUGGGCUGUGCAGAGUAGAUUUUUUUCCUUCAGGCCUCUCUGUACUCCCUUGGCUCCUCCCUGUCUCCAGAGUUCUAGCCUCCUUGGGCAGCCCUGCUGCUGGACUUGGGCUUCAGAGAUACCUUCUUUUCUUUUUCAGUGUGGACAGUGUGCUGCUUUAUGUGUGCGUGCCUGGUGCACACGAGGCCAGAGAGGGCAAUAGAGGCGCUGGAACUAUAGUUACAGAUGGUUGUGAGCCACUAUGAGGAUGCUGGGAAUUGAACCCAGGUCCUCUGGAAGAGCAGCAGCCAGUGCUCUUAACCAUCUCACCAGUCCUAAGAGAUGCCUUUCUUAUCUAAGGACUGUGGCACCUGUAGUUACUUUGAAAAUUAACUUUUCUUUUGAA
This is a messenger RNA of Peromyscus eremicus (cactus mouse), 1567 nucleotides long. It is a transcript of the gene Morn5, whose product is annotated as MORN repeat containing 5. NCBI's taxonomy places the organism in Eukaryota, Metazoa, Chordata, Mammalia, Rodentia, Cricetidae. The record is from RefSeq and is a predicted model, not a curated record. The transcript has 5 exons. Bases 148 to 645 code for a protein of 165 amino acids.